CAUCAUACAGUGCAAGUUGAAGUUCCUUCAAACCAUCUUCGAGUACAACUACACAAUCACUACACACAAUCUUAAAACAACAUGUCCAACAAAUCCAUGUCAGUCCAGUUCCGCUACGCAGACGGCAUGGGCUUCGGCACAGAAGAGAGCCGUGACCAAGUGACGAAAAUCAUCAAAGAGGACACCGGAUCGGAUAUCUGGCCCAGUACGCGCAAUAUCCCGCCGACGAACUUUCUCACUCUUUCGGAGAGAGCAGUCGAGCAGCUGCGGGCGGUUGAGGGCGUGGUACUUCUGCGGGCCGAGGAAUCAGAUUCUACUAAAUAGUUAGAUUCUUGGUUGAGAUGGAGGGACCAGUGGUCUGUUGUAUAUACUGAGGUGGAGGGAGUAUAACCAGUACAAGUAUUUAAAGCCCCCUCUUCUACC
Messenger RNA from Aspergillus homomorphus CBS 101889, 423 nucleotides. RefSeq lists its product as uncharacterized. NCBI's taxonomy places the organism in Eukaryota, Fungi, Ascomycota, Eurotiomycetes, Eurotiales, Aspergillaceae. The record is from RefSeq and is a predicted model, not a curated record. The coding region runs from base 82 to 324 and encodes 80 amino acids. The transcript has 4 exons.